Molecule: messenger RNA, 1711 nt
Organism: Sesamum indicum (sesame)
Lineage: Eukaryota; Viridiplantae; Streptophyta; Magnoliopsida; Lamiales; Pedaliaceae
Gene: SSE1
Product: shrunken seed protein (SSE1)
Biological process (GO): peroxisome organization
Cellular component (GO): peroxisomal membrane
Source: RefSeq, a predicted model, not a curated record
AAACGGCAUGUCUGAUUAGAACUCUUUCCACUAAAUAUCUGUUCAUCCAUUCAAGACGCAUCCUGAUCCCUCCCUCUACUGCAACAAUCCCUGUAAGCAUAUGUCACAUACACACGCACACACGUCCCAAGAAAUAAAACCCCCAAAAGGGUUCUCUCUUUUCCCUGUUUCCUCACCUGGGCUUCUUUCAGAAUCGCAAAAGAUUCCAAUUAAGCGGUGGAUGGUGGCCCAGUAGUUUAGGGUUCCAAAUUGUUUUACCAUUAAACUGAACUGGCAAAGCUUAAGGAUUAUAUAAGAGUACUUCGUUUUUGGUAAAGAUUCAAACUUUGUUUCCCAUGGAAGCUUACAAGAGAUGGGUUCGGAGGAACAGAGACUAUGUGCAUUCCCUCGAGUCUUUAGCUAAUGGUUUAACAUGGCUUCUCCCGGAGCGGUUUUCAGAAUCAGAAAUUGGACCAGAAGCAGUAACAUCAAUUUUGGGUAUUUUCACUACCGUCAAUGAACAUAUACUCGAUACAACUCCAACACAGCCGCAAACAGGGCGCGUUGAAUCUUCUUCCUUACCAUUCUCACUAUGCAUUACUUUACUUAAGGACUUGGAAACUCUUGUUGAGGUUGCGGCGCAGCAAUUUUAUGGUGAAGAAAAGAAAUGGAACUUCAUCGCCAUAACAGAAUCUGUCAAGGUAUUACUUAGGUUGGCAAUUCUGCGCAACAGCGGCUAUAAAAUGCUUUUACAUGGUGGGGAGAGCAUAAAUGAUAAAAGCAAUUCUGAUGAUGUUGAUUCCCACAGAAAUGGGUUAUUAUCAAAUUCUGGUCAGCAAGGGGUUUCUGGUUUUCUGAAGAAUCACCCUGGACAAGAUCCAUGGAAUCUUGAAGGGAGGGCAUUGUCUGCCUUAACUAGAUUUGGUGAAAAUGCGCGGACAGUUGCGGAGCCUACAUGGCUACGCAGGGUUCAGCACCAGCAGGGGAUAAUGGAGCCUCCAACACCAGUGGCGGGGACACCAAGUCUCUCAACUUUCUUGACUGAGAAGGGUAUUCCUGGGGGCUUAUGUUUAACGGGAGAGGUGAUGUUUAUCUUAAGACCACUUAUAUAUGUAUUGUUAAUUAGAAAGUAUGGUGCACAAUCAUGGUUUCCCUGGCUUACUUCGUUGGCCAUAGACCUCGUUGGAAAUGGAAUUAUUUCCUUUCUCACAACUUUGCGGCACAAUAGCAAGGACUUCCAUCUUUCCAACCUUGAGAAGAAUGAGUUAAAAAGGCGGAAGCUGCUGUGGGCACUUUACCUAAUGAGAGAUCCAUUUUUCGCCAAGUAUACCCGGCAAAGACUUGACGCCACACAAAAGCUACUAGAACCGGUGCCCAUUAUAGGUCUUCUUACUGAGAAACUCGUCGAACUACUUGUUGGAGCGCAGACUCGAUACACCUACAUGUCUGGUUCAUGACACAAAUUCUUGAUGGGUUCUACCGAUUUUCAAAGUUUCUUCAAUGUUGUGCUACAACCCCUCUCUUUAGUUAAACAUGGCAACAUUUAGCUUUCAGUUAUUCAAUCAAUACUUGAGCUCAGGUUGUAAUGAACAGACACAUCAAUAAUACGCAGUUAAAAGCAUAGUUCUGUUCAUGUAAUGUAUGCCAACAACGUUAUUACUCCAAAUUGUGUGUCAGAAAAUCACGUUGUCAAGAUAUGUAUGAUACUCCAAUUGAAUCAUGGUGUCAGUAA